AUCUACAAAAUGAGUCGAACAUAAGUUUAGGGUUUGAAUUAUGCAUCUGAACUAGGUCGUUAAUAAUAAAAAAGAUCAUAUUAUUGCAUUGUUUGCUGCUAAGUUCCAACGACGCCGAUAACAGCUAGGAAUAAUAGAUCAACCAUAUUUCGGUGAGUUGGACUGUUGGAGGCUCCUGUUACAAUAUAGUAUGGAAGUCACAAAAGACCUAAAUUCAAACCCGGGUCAGAUCAACGAUUCAGAUUCAGAUUCAGAGCUCGAACUCUACACCAUUCCAAGCUCUUCCAAAUGGUUUGUGUGGGACGAAAUCCACGAAAUGGAGGAAACAGCGUUCAAGGAAUUCUUCGAUGGAAGCUCGAUAUCGAGAACGCCGAAGAUAUACAAAGAAUACAGAGACUUCAUCAUCAACAAGUACAGGGAAGAACCCUCGAGGAGGCUCACGUUCACCGAAGUGCGAAAAUCGCUGGUGGGUGACGUCACGUUCCUGCACAAGGUGUUUCUGUUCUUGGAGAAUUGGGGUUUGAUCAACUACGGCGCGUCUUCAGGUGUGGACGCGGAGGAUGAGGAAGAGGAGGAGGAGGAGAGGUGCAAGGUUAGGGUUGAGGAAGGAGCCCCCAAUGGGAUUCGGGUGGUGGCGACGCCGAACUCGUUGAAACCCAUUUCCUUGCCUCGCAAUAACCCGAAAACUGGUGGGAAUUCGGGUGGGGCUGGUCUCAAAUUGCCGCCUCUGGCGUCGUACUCGGAUGUUUAUGGCGAUUUGAUACGGCGGAAGGAGUUGAAUUGUGGGCUUUGCGGUGAAAAAUGUGGUUCUGGACACUACCAGAGUACCCAGGAUAAUUUCAUUAUUUGUACAAAAUGUUUCAAAAAUGGGAAUUAUGGGGAGAAAAGGUCCAUGGAGGGUUUCAUAUUAGUUGAGUCAAGUGAAAAUAGCGGCAAACACGGCACUGUCUGGACUGAGGGAGAAACUCUUCUCCUUUUAGAAUCUGUUUUGAAGCAUGGGGAUGAUUGGGAACUUGUUGCUCAAAGUGUUCAAACCAAGACUAAACUUGAUUGUAUCUCAAAGCUUAUUGAGCUGCCCUUUGGGGAGCUCAUGUUGGGCUCUGCCCGCAGAAAUGGUGGCAGUAAUAGUAAUGGCACCAUGAACAGUGCAAAACAAGUUCAGUCUUCAUCUGAUCACCAAGAAACUUCAAAGACAGAGGACCAAUCUCCUAAGCUUACAAAUGAAAACGAGCAGAAUGGAGAAGCUGUGAAGGAAAGUCCUUCAAAAAGACAGCGCGUUGCUGCCCUUUCAGAUUCCAGCAGUUCACUGAUGAAUCAGGUGGGACUGAUUUCGACCGUGGUUGACCCUCAUAUCACAGCUGCCGCUGCUGAUGCUGCUAUAACAGCACUUUGUCAUGAAAAUUCAUGUCCAAGGGAGAUAUUUGAUGUUGAAGAGGAUUAUGCUUCUGGUGCGAACUCUCUGAAUAGUUAUUCAGCAAGGGCCCUUGAGGGUGAAGGUUUAGAGAUGGAGAGGUCCACUAUGUCAGAAAUAGAUGACAGAUUCCCCAAGGAUGACAUGCCAUUGACACUGCGUCUAAGAGCUGGCAUUGCAACUGCUCUUGGAGCUGCUGCUGCUCGCGCAAAGUUGUUGGCGGACCAGGAAGACAGAGAGAUUGAACAUUUAGUAGCAACUAUAAUUGAUUCACAGAUCGAGAAAUUGCAACAAAAAGUUAAACAUUUUGACGAUUUGGAGCUGUUGAUGGAAAAGGAACACGCAGAAAUAGAAGGGCUUGAAGAUUCUAUCUUGACUGAACGGAUUGAUGUUUUACGGAGGACAUUUAAAUCUGGAAUCACAAGAUGGAAGGAUUAUUCUUGUCUGAAAUCUUAGCGAGCAGUGUUAGAUUAUUGCUAACAUUAUCAUCACAAGCUACAAGGCAAUUAAGAAUGAACUAAAGCAGAGUCCAUGAACCAGUCCCGAGUCAUCGAUGCUCUUUGCAGUCAUACGUUAUCCGGUUUGUCGUACAAGGUCAGCUUCCGUUAUCAUUGCAACUAGUGUAGCCUCCUAGCGUAUUGCUCAAACCCUGUUUUCUGUUUUUAUUGAAAUUAUAAAAAUAUUAAGUUGUUCUUAUUUUGUUGUAUUUUCAAACUUCUGUGCAAAAAUAAAAAUAUUAAAAUGAAAGCAAAAUGACGUUUUUAUCAUUUCUUUCACAAAAUUUUAAUAUAAGAAUUUACCUACACCAAAAAAAUAUUCCGGUUUGUGUGUUGUGAACCAAGAUGGAUACCUCAGGCUCAUACCCCCCCAGGUUAUAAGCAAGCCACUCCUCGUAGGUACUGAAUCGCUAACGAAUAUCUUAGCUCUGACCCCAAGGAGUAACCAUCUGAUUGUUGAGGGCCUUUCCAAUGCCACACCAAAUUGCAAUUAAACAAGUUUGUUUGUCCUAACUUAGGAUGAGUGCAGUUGAAAGUGGAUUUAACCGAGGUAACGUUAUUACUAGAGUGGAAGGGGGAACACGCCCUGGAAUAAGACUACUAGCCUCCUCAUAUAUCAAGUGCUGAAACAAUAGCCAAUUCCAAUCUUGAAGAAGUGCAAUCCGCAACACACCAAUGGAGCGCUUCAAUCGGUACAGGUCCAUUGGCCAUGGACACAACAAAUUAUCUACAUGGGGAAUCCACUUGUCCUGCUAAAACCUGGCGUUCCUCUCAUCUCCUAGUAGAAUUCUGGAUCCAUUCUCGAUGAAUCUCCACGAGAAAUAAAUUUUUGGUACUAUUGUUGUACUUAAAUUCAGUGCAUUUCAUCAAUGAGAGCAUUCUAACGUUGUUGUUGUUGUUGUUGUUAUUUAUUUAUUUAUAAAAAAAAUAAA
Molecule: messenger RNA, 2840 nt
Organism: Gastrolobium bilobum
Lineage: Eukaryota; Viridiplantae; Streptophyta; Magnoliopsida; Fabales; Fabaceae
Product: SWI/SNF complex subunit SWI3A
Exons: 8
Coding region: 191-1867 (558 amino acids)
Molecular function (GO): protein binding
Source: RefSeq, a predicted model, not a curated record